GCUGAUGUGGCUAUUUUGGUUGUGGAUGCUAGCAGAGGAGAGUUUGAAGCAGGGUUCGAGACAGGUGGACAAACUCGAGAACAUGGAUUAUUAGUGCGCUCUCUUGGAGUGACACAGCUGGCUGUUGCAGUCAAUAAAAUGGACCAGGUCAAUUGGCAACAGGAAAGAUUUCAAGAAAUUACAAGUAAGCUCGGCCAAUUUCUUAAGCAAGCUGGCUUUAAGGAGUCAGAUGUGGCUUAUAUCCCAACGAGUGGCCUUGGUGGUGAAAAUCUGGUCACAAGGUGUCAGUCGAGUGACCUCACACAAUGGUAUAAAGGAAAGUGUUUGUUAGAGCAAAUUGAUUCUUUCAAGCCACCACAGAGAUCAGUGGAUAAACCAUUUAGGUUGUCUGUUGCUGAUGUUUUUAAAGACCAAGGAUCGGGAUUUUGUGUGACUGGUAAAAUAGAAGCAGGCUAUAUUCAAGUUGGAGAACGACUUCUGGCAAUGCCUCCCAAUGAAACUUGCACUGCAAAAGGAAUCACACUGCACGAUGAACCAGUUGAUUGGGCUGCAGCAGGAGAUCACAUUAGUCUCACUUUGACCGGCAUGGAUAUCAUCAAAAUCAACGUUGGCUGUGUAUUUUGUGAUCCCAAGGAACCUAUUAAAGUUUGCACUCGUUUCAGAGCUCGGGUUCUCAUCUUCAAUAUUGAGGUUCCAAUCACUAAAGGAUUUCCUGUGCUUUUACACUAUCAAACCAUAAGUGAACCUGCUACUAUUAAAAGACUGUUGAGUGUCCUGCACAAAAGCACUGGCGAAGUGACAAAGAAAAAACCUAAGUUCUUGACUAAAGGACAGAAUGCUCUAAUAGAACUACAGACUCAAAGGCCUGUUGCUCUAGAGUUGUAUAAAGAUUUCAAGGAGCUUGGGAGGUUUAUGUUACGCUACAGUGGUUCCACUAUUGCUGCAGGAGUUGUCACAGAGAUUAAAGAAUGACCACCACAGAAAGUGGUGCCAGAACUUCCAACGUCCAACCAAAAUGCAAAAGAUAUCCAAACUUCGGUUUAAGAAUCCAGUUACUUCAGUUGAAGGAACAAGUGCAAUUAACUGAGGAGAAGAUGGAUGAUGACAAAAGCUAAAUCGUGUGAGACACCUGCGGAGCCCUUCAUCAGUCUCUCCCACUGCAGAACAAGAUGCCAACUGACAAGGAACUGCAAUUGUUGCACUACUCCAUCUCAAGAAUCUUAUGUGUUUCUCCGUGUGGAAUUUAGCCCUUAGAGCUUCAUGGAAAAAAUCUUAGAAAGUUGAAUUAGAGAAAAAGGCAAUGAAUCAUCAUGAAACAAACUUAUUACUUCCAGACAUAAAUUGUUUACAUAUUUUCUUUGAUUUGCUUUUUUUGCUGCACAUUAUUUCAGUUAAGUAACUUUAUUGGCCUAAUAUAUUUUAGGGUCAGGUUGAAUGCACGUUCAGUGAAAAAAAACCACACAACUAUUUACUUUGGUUUCAAGAGAGUGGCAUGUGGUGUUAGCCCAGGAUUUUUUUUCCCUGUCCCAAAACUUAUUUAAAAGAAGAAGUUUGCUCUUGUGUAGUGAAAGCUGUGCCAAGAUUGGCUAAUUUUAUUUUUUAAACUGUA
Messenger RNA from Mesitornis unicolor (brown roatelo), 1609 nucleotides. Its product is annotated as HBS1-like protein. The record is from RefSeq and is a predicted model, not a curated record. The transcript has 10 exons. Gene Ontology annotation, molecular function: GTPase activity; GTP binding. Lineage: Eukaryota; Metazoa; Chordata; Aves; Mesitornithiformes; Mesitornithidae. Gene Ontology annotation, biological process: translation. The annotation marks the transcript as partial.